CUUAGUGGCUAUGUUUAUGCAACUGGACACAAGUCAUAAGUUUGCAUUUAAUCAUUUGUAAACUGUAAUGAUUGUCAACAUCAGCAUGAAGUAGUUGCAAAAUAUGCAACAAAUAUUAAAAAAUAUAUAAAUAUUAUAACAACGCCAACUAUGCAUUUGAUUAUUUGUAUUACAAUAGUUUUACAACAAAUAUCAUAGUUAAGCUAUGGUUCCUGCACUGGUACAAUGAUGAAUUUGUGGAUAGGCCUACUAUGGUAUUAAUACAAAUAGUACAAUAUAUUACAGUAUAUAACAAAACCAUGGCUAAUUGUCAUACGUUACAAUAUUUAAACAAUACAUUUUAAAUUCAUUUUGUGGCCUGCAUAAUUCAGAUAGUCUUCUUGUCAUAUCAAAAACUGUAGUUAAAAAUUUGUCUGAAGCUCUGAUAACAUUAAUACAUGUUGUAAUGUUAUGACGAUCAAUACAAUUAGUGUAAAAAUAGUCCAGGGUUGUAUUUAGAAGUGUUUAUUUUGGCAUAACGAAACAUGAUCUCAUUGUGUUUCUUAAAAACAUUCUGAAGGAAGUGAAACUAUCCUAUUUCAUUAGCAACUUUACAAAGAAAACCAAGAGCGACAUGGGUCCACCCCCCAUCUGACAUACACCUGCUGCAGGUAGAGAGCUGAGCCAAACUCUGAUAGUGGAUCUACAUAACCAAUGUGUUACUAUACUAUUUAUACAAACUUCAUGAUAUGGAUGGACUUAAUAGCAACUGUAACGUAAAAAGUGUUUAUUCUGAUUAGAUCUUUUUUCAUUUCUACUAUUAUUUUCCAGCUUUAUUGUGCUUUUACAUGUCAACACCUUUUGGCAUAUAUAUUCUGAUAAUACAGUAACCAGUUACAAUGGACUAUAUUUUUUAUUUGGCGAUUUUUAAAGUUUUAAUGUUGUGUGAUAUUCUGUUCACACCUGGAUAUGGAGAAAACCUGGAUAUUCCUCUUAAACAUCCUGACACUUCGUCUGAUCUUUCUACUUGGAGCCCAAAUGAACAUGGUGCUCACCCUGACCCGAACAAAUCCAGACUACCUAUUUUUUCAGUGAACUACCCUCGCAUUCAAAUACCCUUUGAAAUUACUUUAUGGGUGCUGCUUGCUUCCUUUGCCAAGAUAGGUUUUCAUGUCUACCAUAAAAUCACAGUCUGGGUACCAGAGUCCUGUUUGCUGAUCUCCAUUGGUUUAAUAGUGGGGGGCAUCAUGCACUCAGUGCACGAGGAGCCACCGGCUGUGCUCACCUCCAAUGUGUUUUUUCUCUACAUGUUGCCAUCUAUUGUGUUUGAUUCAGGCUACUUUAUGCCCACUCGACCCUUCUUUGAGAAUUUUGGCACAGUGCUUUGGUUCGCUGUUGUUGGCACCUUAUGGAACUCUAUUGGCAUUGGCAUCUCUCUGUAUGCCAUAUGCCAGAUUGAAGUGUUUGGUGUGCAGGACAUUAACCUGCAGGAGAACCUCCUAUACGCCUCUAUCAUCUCAGCCGUGGAACCGGUGGCGGUGCUCACUGUGUUUGAGGACAUCAGCAUCCACGAGCAGCUCUAUAUUGUGGUGUUUGGAGAGUGCCUGUUUAAUGAUGCCGUUACUGUGGUAUUGUAUAAUCUCUUUAACCAUGUAGCAGAGCUGCGUGUAGUUGAAGCUGGAGAUGUUUUUCUGGGCAUAGCUAGUUUUUUUGUGGUGGGUUUAGGUGGUUUGCUUUUCGGUCUGCUGUUUGGUUUUGUUGCGUCCUUCACCACACGCUUUACUGGAAAGGUGAAAGAGAUUGAGCCGCUAAUCAUCUUCCUGUACAGCUACCUGUCCUACCUCAUAGCUGAACUCUUUGCCAUAUCUAGCAUCAUGGCUAUUGUAACCUGUGCUCUGACCAUGAAGUAUUACGUUGAGGAGAAUGUAUCACAGCGAUCCUGCACCACUAUUCGCCAUGUCAUUAAAAUGGUUGGAAGUGUGUCGGAAACUCUAAUCUUCUUCUUUUUGGGCGUUGUUACCAUAACAACAGAACAUGAGUGGAACUGGGCCUACAUCCUCUUUUCAAUAUUGUUUGCACUGCUUUGGAGAGGACUAGGAAUUCUGGUCCUGACACAGAUUAUUAACCCCUUCCGCACCAUUCCCUUCAACUAUAAAGAUCAGUUUGGUCUGGCUUAUGGUGGGUUGAGAGGAGCUGUGUCCUUUGCUUUGGCCUUCACUUUACCAGACAGCAUCGGCCCUAAGAAAUUAUUCAUCACAGGCACGAUUGUAAUCAUCAUCUUUACAGUGUUUAUUCAGGGAAUUACUAUAAGGCCCCUUCUUAAAUUAAUGAAUGUCCGUAAGACAAAUCGAAACUUAGAGACCAUUAAUGUUGAGAUUCACAAAAGGUUAAUGGAGCAUACUGUUGCAGGCAUAGAAGACUUAUGUGGACAAUGGAGUCACUACUAUUGGAAAGACAAGUUCAUGAAGUUUAAUAACCAGAUCAUCCGCAAGAUUUUAAUUCGUGAUAAUCGUCCUGAGUCGAGCAUUGUGGCUCUUUAUAAGAAACUGGAGCUUCAGAAUGCCAUGGAGAUACUGGACUCAAUGUCUGGUGACAUCAGUUCUCCUCCCUCUCCAAUUUCAUUACAUGCCUCUAAGUCCAAGAAGAUCUUGGCAUCUGAUGUGAAAAAUAUGCAUGAACUCCUAUCAAAGAACAUGUACAAGAGCAGACAGAGGACGAUGUCUCACACCAAUAAGCAUUCAUUACCCAAUGACGUGACAGCAAAAGAAAUCCUAAUAAGACGGCACACAAGCCUACGACGCAGCCUCAGGGCAGAAAGCUUUCACGGCCCUAAAACAUCCCAGAAAUUUUUCUCUCUACCCACUGGCCAAAGCCUGAACUCCAGACUCACUCCAGGAAGAUUUGCUUCUGCUGGGGAUGAUGAUGCUGAAUCAGAAAUGGAUUAUGCAUCAAUCAGGUCCACGUUUAGGCACCCACAGAGAUCAAUGAUACCUCUGAGACGACCGGGUAAUCUGAAAAAAGUUCAUUCCUCUGUGAACGUAGUGGAUGAAGAGAAUGAGAAGCAGAGGAUCUACAGGUCUUCACGAUCGGGGUCCAGCUUCACUGGUUCUGCACAUCAGAUCACACAUCAACCUCAUAGCUUUUCAGGAAACAUUUCCAACAAAGGUCAUGGAUCUGACUCUAAAGAGCAGAAAUCAUUUUCUCCGCCCAAUGCAUUGAAACAUGAGCCACAAAACAACAGUGAUGUUCAAUAUCCUUUGCUUAGGAGACCCCAGUGACUGCCAGAAAAACCACACCCACAAAAACACCAGCAGUGUACAUUUUACACUUUUAGUGAUUUUGCUCUGCUAUGAGAUGUGCGGGGUGAACCCUGUAAAUGGAGCUGGACUGCUGUUACUCAGUGAAUACAUGGAUAUGAGGGAAGCACUGUUAUCAUAUUAAACACACUCUUAUGAAUCAUUACAAAAUACAUACA
Messenger RNA from Misgurnus anguillicaudatus (oriental weatherfish), 3454 nucleotides. The record is from RefSeq and is a predicted model, not a curated record. Lineage: Eukaryota; Metazoa; Chordata; Actinopteri; Cypriniformes; Cobitidae.